AUGAAGUGUAUUUUGGUAUUAAUCUCAUUAGUGGCUUUAAGCCAGGCAGUUCCAGUAACUUUCGGCGAAGGUAAGCAAGUAACCAUCGACAAAGACGGCACUAUCACAAUCCUAGGAGAAAAUGGAAAGAAGAUCGUCUUCACAAAAGUAAUUGGGCAUCCAGGACCUAAAGACAUUGAAAUAACGGUUGGCGGACCAAAUGGACCCAUCAAAAAGAUCCAUAUUGAUGAUGAGCAUACAAAAACUGUUAAUUUCUUCGAUCCUACAGAUGCUGAUUACUACCAGACAUUCGCAGAAGACAGGGAAAAAAGAAGCAGCAAAGAUCUUAAAGAAUCAUCGAAAGGUAAAAAAGAUUCCAAAACCAAAUCUCAAGCAGAUUUAUUGAACGAAAUCUUCAACGAAUACCAAGGUAUAGUAGAUGACAAGUCCUACAACGAUCUUCUUACCAAGAUUGAUUCGUACGUUAAAACUGGAGAACUCAAUCAAGCAAUCUACAACGUUUUACAAUCUUUCGAAGAGUACAGACUGGCCGAAAAGUAUGGGUAUCAAACUCCUUUAGAUGGAUACUUCAAGAACCAAUAUCCUUUUAACUACUAUCCAUCUUCACCAUAUUACACACAAUUCUAUGGUCCAAGGGUAUAUUCUCCAUACUUUGGAUACAGAUACGGUGGUGCCUAUCCUUACAGAAGUUAUGAAGACUCUGCAGAUUUUCAAAGAGAAAGAGUAUUCUACGCCCAGCCUAGAGAACAAUUUUAUCCCCAAAGUAAAGAACAAGUCUACCCCCAAUAUACCGAACAUGCCGUUGCCCAACCUGCGAAAUACGGACAAUUCGAACAUCCACAAGAAAUGUAUGGACAAAGUGGAGAAGCUUACCCUAGGGAACAAGUAUAUCAUCAAUACGGUCAAGGGUACGAACAAUUUAAAGGACCUUAUGGAUAUCCUAAAUCUUAUGAACAAUUCUAUGAACAACUGAGAGGAACCUAUGAACAACCUAAAUCGACUUUUUAUGGUAAAGCUAGUGGAACUUAUAAACAACCCAUUUGGCAACAAUAUAAGUCUGCACCUUUUGGACAAGAUUUCUACAAUAGCCAAUAUCAACAACAAUCCAGUUAUAAACCUUUUUCAUAUUUGUACACAAAAUAUUAA
Molecule: messenger RNA, 1146 nt
Organism: Diorhabda sublineata
Lineage: Eukaryota; Metazoa; Arthropoda; Insecta; Coleoptera; Chrysomelidae
Exons: 2
Coding region: 1-1146 (381 amino acids)
Source: RefSeq, a predicted model, not a curated record